AUGGGACAACCCGGUCGGGGAGACCGGGGUGCCGACAGCAGUGCCGGCAGCAGCCGGUGCCUGGAGCAGCUGAUCUCGCCUGUGGCCUUCCCAGCCACCAGCAGCGUGGACCCGUGUGCGAAAGAGACUGUGCUGAACGCCAUCAAGGAGAGCAGGAAGAGGGCUAUGGAGGAGGAGGAGGAGGAGGACCAGGCUUUUGGAAACGAUCAGGAGAGCAAGAGAAGGCGCCACGAUAGCAGUGGAAGUGGGCAGUCGGCGUUUGAGCCGCUGGUUGCCAACGGUGCCCCCGCCUCUCUCAUACCCAAGCCUGGCUCUCUGAAGAGAGGCCUUGUCUCGCACUGCCCGGAUGACUGCUCAAAUAAGAGGUCACGCACCUCUUCCAUGAGCUCCCUCAACAAUACAUACGCUGGUGGGAUCCCCAGCUCCAUCCGCAACGCCAUUGCCAGCUCCUACAGCUCCAGCCGGGGCCUCUCACAGCUGUGGAAGAGAAGUGGUGUGAGUGUGUCCCCGCUGUCUAGCCCAGCAUCCUCCCGCUCCCAGACGCCAGAGUGGCCUCUCAAGAGAGCCAGGGAAGAGGAGUUGCAUCACUCCAACGCUUCCACUCCAGUGAAAUUGGACAAGGAGCUGCAGACAGAGAAAGCGGUGGAGACGCCGGUGCGGAAAAAGCAAAAUUCCCUGAGCCCGCCGUCCGCAUCUGGGAGCAGUGCGAAGCGCAAGCGGAAGAUCCAGUUGCUGUCAUCUCGCCAGGGGGACCAGCUGGCGCUGCCCCCACCGCCUCAGCUGGGCUACUCCAUCACAUCAGAGGACCUGGACGCAGAGAAGAAGGCAGCGUUGCAGUGGUUCAACAAAGUCUUGGAGGAUAAGGCUGAUGCGGUCCCCAGCACCACUGCAGAGACUACGCCUGUGUCCAGGCCACUGACGUUCACCGUGACCUCCCCGGGGCCUGCUCCUGCCUUGACAGCUCCUGCCCCAGCCAGCACCAACUUGCUCCUGGACAGCCUGAAGAAGAUGCAGAGCAGCCAGGCUGCACCCACACCAGCAGACUCCACUGGAGCUACGGUAGCGUCCCAGCCGCCUUCAUCAGCCGCACAAUCACCGGCUCCUGCUGUAUCGCUGGAGUCGAGUUCUCUGCCUGCCACCUCUGCUGACACCAAGCCCAUGCCCGUGUUGAGCACGCCUGCCUCUGCUGCCCCCCCUGCCGUGGGGGUGCAGGCCCCCAACAGCCUGGCAUCUCCUGUGUUCACGGAGCUGGGCCAGACCCCCAGCAAGCCUCCCUCCUUCCCGAAGCCAAACAUCCUCUUCGGGAUGCUGAACACACCUCCAGUCAGCCAACCUGCAACGACCACAACCACUGCUGUGCCCGCCAUGACCGCUGCUGUGCCCACCACGACCCCGGUCUUCAAACCCAUCUUUGGCACUUUGCCAAAAAGCGAGAGCACGACACCCUCCACGGCUGUCAUCUCCUCCACAGUCACUGUGUCUGCGAGCUCAGGCCCUUCCUCAACAUCCUCCACCACCACCAUGUUCAAGCCUAUCUUCGGCAGCGUCACCACAGCUUCAUCUCCAGUGAAGGCCUCUCCUUUCACCUUCAAACCAACAUCACAGCCAGCCUCGGCUGCAGAUCUGCCAGCAGCCUCCACGACUACCCUGGCAGGAUUCACAGGUCUCCCUAAUGUCAUCUUCACCACUGCAGCUACGACUGCCACCACGCAGAGUUCUUCCACAGAUGCCACUGUUAAACCCGUCUUCAGCUUUGGACUCAACCCGCCCACCUCCACCGGCCCUGCUGCCAGCCUGACCGUCACUGCUGCCACCUCCACCAGCACGUCGCAGCCCUUCCUGUUCGGGGGCCCGGCCAGCUCAGCUCCCAGCACAGAGACCAGCUUUGCCACCCCGGGGCCAGUGUUCCAGUUUGGAAAGCCACCUCCAGCUGCAGUCACUGCCACCACCAGUGCCCCAGGAGGCCCGGCCUUUGGCCAAGCACCUUCAAACUCAACGGCUCCUACCACCACUGUGGGCUUUAGCAUAUUUGGGGGCACCACGCUGACCUCUUCUACCCCAGCCACCACAGGUCAAGCAACGUUGACGUUUGGCUCCUCGGUUGCAGCGUUUGGCAGUCCUUUCAGCACAAGCACGAAGCCGCCACCGCCGUAUCCUGGUGCAGUGAGUCAGCCCGCUUUCAGCGCCGGUGCUGCGGAGAGCCAGCCGCCCGCUAGCAAGCCUGCUGCCGGCCCCAUCAGCUUUGGUCCUCCGUUCAGUUUUGGAGCCCCUGCAGCCCAGCCUGCAGCUCAGCCGGCAUUCGGCAGCGGUGCUCAGCCAGCCUUUGGCACAACCAGCGCCCAGAGUUCCUUUGGCACCGGCAGCACCCAGGCAGCGUUUGGGAGCACCACCUCGGUCUUUUCUUUUGGGACAGCCACCUCCACCACUGCCAGCUUCGGUUCCACCACCCAGACCACAAGCAGCAGCACCAGCAGCACCAUUUUCGGCACCACCCCUUCUCCUUUCACUUUUGGGGCGACCGCCCAGCCGGGCCCCUCCUCCAGCGCCUUUGGGAUCAGCACGCCUGCCCUGAGCACUGGCUCUCCCGCGGUGGGAUUCAGCUUCGGGGCUGGGCAGAGGGGGGCAGCCCCGGUGAGCGCACUGGGUGCGCAGAAUCAGAGCACGCCUUUCGCCUUCAACGUGCCCAGCACGCCCAACAACAAGCCUGUGUUCGGAGGAACUCCUGCGCCCACCUUCGGGCAAAGCACACCUGUCCCGGGAGCAGUGGGGAGCGGAAGCAGCAGCCUUUCCUUCGGGACACCCAGCACUCCUGCCUCGAGCUUCGGAGGAGUCGGCACUUCCUUCGGUUCCUCCACCCCCACCUUUUCCAUCGGGGCAGGAUCCAAGAUGGGUGCUCGCCAGCGGCUGCAGGCACGGAGACAGCAUAUCCGCAAAAAGUAA
Charadrius vociferus (killdeer) is the source of this 2940-nucleotide messenger RNA. RefSeq names its product POM121 transmembrane nucleoporin (gene POM121). Gene Ontology annotation, biological process: protein import into nucleus; RNA export from nucleus. Gene Ontology annotation, cellular component: nuclear pore. Gene Ontology annotation, molecular function: structural constituent of nuclear pore. The record is from RefSeq and is a predicted model, not a curated record. The transcript has 13 exons. NCBI's taxonomy places the organism in Eukaryota, Metazoa, Chordata, Aves, Charadriiformes, Charadriidae. Bases 1 to 2940 code for a protein of 979 amino acids.